AUGAAACUAAGAAAUUUAUUUGUUGGAGCAACCAUAGUUUAUUUAUUUGCAUGUUUUGUUAUUUUUUUAUUUGGUAUUGGUCUAUUUUUCCAACCAUAUUAUAGAAUCACAAAAAAAACAACCGUCUUUUCAUUGGAUGGUGAAGAUAUAGAAGCGCAAUCAUGGGAACAUACAGACUUGGAACUUAAAUAUGUGACAAGAUCAACAAGAUAUGAAACAGGUGACAUGGCACGGACCUCUGUCUACUAUUUCGAUUCCUAUCAUAUCCCACAUCUCUAUAAGAUUACAAAUAUUCAUUUGGCGUUUUUCUUUGUUACUUGGAUCUUUCUUUUACCGGUAGUUUUUACUACCCUUCAGUUUAUGGAAGAAGGAUCAAUGGUUUCUGUAUGGUGGCUACUAGGUACAUCACUGGUACUUACUAUAAUGUAUUUGGUACCAGUUUUGAUGAUUCUAAAAGUACCAAAAGCCAAUGCAAAAGAUUUUAAAAUGGAAUAUGAAUGUUUUCAUGAUAAUCAAUAUUAUCAUUAUUGUUCAUCCAUUCAAGGACAUGUUUCAAAUUUUCAAGUAACUCCUGAAAAGAUUGUAGAAAUUACAUGGGGAAUAGAAUUAGGAUGGUAUUUUACUCUUUUGGGUCUUCUUGUUCAAGCUAUAUAUGCCAUCCUUCUAAUAGUGAUUGCAUCUUUCAAUAUAAUCCAUGAUUGUAUGCAAAAGAGACAACGAAAAACUUCUAGACCAUCCAUCCAAAUGGUUGAACCAAAUUACAUUGUCAAUUUAUCAAAAGAUACUCCUACCCCUACUUCUCCUUCAAAUAUAUUUAAUAUUUCAAGAUCAGAUCAAUAA
Cavenderia fasciculata is the source of this 840-nucleotide messenger RNA. RefSeq lists its product as uncharacterized. The transcript has 2 exons. Bases 1 to 840 code for a protein of 279 amino acids. NCBI's taxonomy places the organism in Eukaryota, Evosea, Eumycetozoa, Acytosteliales, Cavenderiaceae. The record is from RefSeq and is a predicted model, not a curated record.